Messenger RNA from Phyllostomus discolor (pale spear-nosed bat), 2192 nucleotides. Its product is annotated as protein FAM71A-like. The transcript is spliced from 2 exons. NCBI's taxonomy places the organism in Eukaryota, Metazoa, Chordata, Mammalia, Chiroptera, Phyllostomidae. Gene Ontology annotation, cellular component: nucleus. The record is from RefSeq and is a predicted model, not a curated record. Bases 503 to 1315 code for a protein of 270 amino acids.
UAGGAAAGCUUUCCCUGUUGUACAUUCUAGCUUGGUGACUGGAGUUAAUGCUUCACAGGAAUUCCAUGCUAACUAUAUGACUUUAAGCAAAAGCUCAAAAAUACAUUCAAUUCUUAAAGCUUUAAGUAUUUGUCACCUAACAGUGCUAGUCAUUUACAUAUCAUUGCCUGUGGGAGCUAUGUGAAACACGUGGCCUUGAAGAAGCAUACUUGUGCUUCACACAGUAAAACACAUUGUAAAUCGGUAUUCUCUGCACCUUUGUGGGGUGAUGGUUUGCAGGAGGACACUGUCCCUAUAGGGAGAGCCGUGGAGAUGAGGACACAGUGCUGUGUGUGACAGCGGACUGCAGGUCACAAUGGACAGCAAAGGCUUAAAGGCAGCCUGUGAGGGGCUGCAGUUGAGACCAAGGUGGAGGUUCGGGCAGGACGUGCAGUGGUCUUAAUGAAAGACAGACACGGGUAGCAACACGACACUAUGGCAGGGCAGUGCCCAGAGCAGCCACAUGCUGCCCAUGUUCCACGGCUCCAAGGGGAAGCUGCAGCGGCAGCUGCGCAAGGGCGAGUUCGCCAUGUUCAAGCACAGCCCCAUGUUUGAGAGCGACUUCAUCCAGAUCAGCAAAAGAGGAGAAGUGAUCGAUGUGCACAACAGUGUGCAAAUGGUCACUCUGGGCAUCGCAUACACCAGUCCCAACCUCGUAAUACCUGAUGUCAUGCUGCUGGCACGACCGGCUGUCGGCUGCACAAUCGAUGCCAAACAUGACCUACACACCCAGGGAAGGGCACUCAAGUCAGCCAAGAGCUUGGAGCUGACCAGGCUGCUUCCUCUGAAGUUUGUCAAGUUGUCUGUCUAUAGUCAUGAGAACAAACAGCUCCACUUGAAGCUGGCCACUGGCCUCUCCUUUUACCUACAAUUAUGCCCUGCUUCAGAUGCAAAAGGAGAUCUGUUUGCACACUGGGAAGACCUGGUGUUCUCCCUGAGACCGCCCGUGGAGGCUUACAGCAGUACCCACGCCGUACCGGCUUGUGGCAUGAUGGACCUGCCUGGGUUGGAGGCAGAGGACAGGAAGAGCCCAGUGGCCAUGGAGCUCCACGGAGAAGGGGACCAAGACCAAGUCAGUGUCAGAAGCCUUCCCAUGGUCGCUGAGGUGUCUGGGGCCACCUCUCUUGCUCAUGCUGGUGGGGAAGGAGUCCAACAACACGCUUCACGCAAAUACUCUGUGCUCAGUGUGAGCGUGGAUGCAGGAGAGGAGACAGCCAGCAGCCCUGUAACAGAGACCGUGGAAGGUCACGGAGACGGACCCUUCCUGUCAGCCUGACCGAGAGAAGGCAAUAUAAGUGAUCAGAAUGGAGCCCAGAGAGUCUCCCAACACCAGGCUGAUGCCCUCAGGAAGGGAAAGGAAAAGGAGAAAACUCCCACCAAUAGGCUCUCCCAUUCCGGCAGGAAGUGGCAGGGCAAGUUGAUCCCAAGAUCCCUGGAACCACUCGGGGGCAGAACAGGAGAACCACCAGAGCAGCCCAGGUACCCGAGGACGUGGCUCCACCCCCCAGGAACACAACAGCCUUGGCAUCACCUGAAAGGGGUCUAGAUUAUCUCAAAAAUCAAGGAGGAUCUGAUCUAGAGCUAGUUCUGGGGGUGGGAGCAUAAUCCAGAGAUCCCUUCCCUUGCCGCUGCCCAUUCUGCAGAUCUCCCGAGACUACUAGGAGGGAACACUCUAGUCAUUCACGGAACCUGUGGGUAUCAGCUAGAAUGGAUCUCCAAUGUUACGAUCCACCCAUCCAUUUCAGGACGGGGAAACAAUGCCUGCUACAUGCUUUAAAAAUAAAGAAUUUAUAAAUUGGCCUGUUAUGGGCUCAAAGAAAUUCCAUUUUGGCUCCCUUCUUCCUGAGCUAAGUUGAAGUGGGCACUGAUUCCUAGUACAUGCUUGUGUUAUUUGGGCAAGAACAUCAAGAUGCCCAAAGAGUUUGGUGUGUCUGGUGCAUCCAACUGCCUGUACGUUGAGCUUGCCAGUGUGUGUGACAAGUGCCUAUGUCUUAAGUAUUGCGCGCUGUGUGUCUAUAAUUUGUGUCCAGAGGGUUCAGUGACUUUGAAAUGGUCCGUUUAUCUAUAGCACUUGCUUUUUCAAAAUGGUGCUUGUCUGGCACAAUUGUGUGUUUGAAGGAGUAAAUCUGUCUUGGUUAUUAGUAUGUACAGAG